GCGCUGUUCUGUUUCAAAACGUUCAAAGGUCGAACUAUCAAAAUGGAAUCCAGCUCUAAACUGGAGAAUAGUGGUGAAGUGAAACCCUACCCUGUGGAUCUACCUGUGGAGAUUUAUGGAGAGCUGAGCGUAGGAUAUGACGACUACCUGUCCAGUGUUCAUUCAAGAGGUUAAAUUAAGCAGUGAGAACAUUGGUCGGCUGUUGUUUCUGAAUGAUGGUGAUUUAUCACAUUUUAUUCUGGCUCUUCACACACCCGAGGAUGAAUCUCAAGUGGUUGCUCUGUUCCUGCAUGGCAAAUGGUGGCCUGUUGGUGAUGUUUUAAAGACGUCAAACAAAUCCAGAUGUGGACUUUUGUUAGUGGAGUCUCUGAUGGAGAGAGUCGUGCUAUUCCUGCUCAGUCAAGUUAUAUUUGGGAUUCUGGAAAGGCCUCUUGAAGAUGACCUAUAUUUUUCUGCCUAUUCUUUGAGUGAACAUGGCAAAAUCCUGUGGCAAGAUGGAGAAGCUGUUGGGUUUUAUACUGUCAAGAAAAAGGGUAGUCUGUGUAAUGGCUGCACUGGCCAGUGUUAUCGGCUCCCUGUGUUGGAUACUGUGUUUGUUCGCUGUCACUGGAGACGGACUGGACUUGCUUUACAGAUGCUGGAGGAUUUCUGCUCAUCUCAGCCCUUUGAGUACAUUCUGGGAAUUAGCUAUCCUUUGUCUCCUAGCAUGUAUGGUGUGUGCAAGAAGUAUCUCGAGGCCCACGAAGAAGAAAGACAGCGUCUAUAUGAAGUGGAAGCCCCUGGUGAAUGGCCUCAGAGACGUAAUGUGUGGUUGAAUAUCCAGCUGCGGGACCUCCCAAAACACUGUAAGGUGGAAACUCAGAGCAAGGUCCACACGGCUCAUCUAGUCACGAAAGAAGCCAUGCUGAUUUGAAAGAAGAGGACAUCCCACGACAUUAUGGAUCAUGAGUCAAAAACACACCAAGCUUUGGAAAGAAGCGACCAGCUGAUAUAACCAACACAGGCGCUAACUUUGAAAAAAAUAGGACUUAACAUUAAUUUAUAUAAUGAAUCAAAGUAAUUUUCAUGGAAUAACAGAGAGACUAAAUGUUGAGGAUAAUGGAUGUACUAAACAGUUAUAUGGAUGUGGCAUUAAAGGAAUAAUUCACCCAAAAAUUUUAAUUCAGUCAAUAUUUACUCAUUCUUCAAUGUUCCAAACACAAAAUAAGAUGUACUGUAGAAUCUUUGAAAAAAGCAGCCAUUGACUUCAAUAGUAGUUUUUAUUCUACUAUGGAUUUCAAUUACCUUUUUCCCCAACAUUCUUCUGAAUAUCUUGUUUUGUUUUCAACAGCAGAAAGAAAUUCAUAAAAGUUUAGAACCACUUGCAUGUGAGUCUUCCUUUUAAUGUUCCUUGAAUAAAUGCACAUUUCAAUUUCUGGGUGAACUGUCCCAGUAAUACUUUACAAUAAGGUUGUAUUAGUUAAUGUUAGUUAAUGCAUUUAUUAACAUGAAUAAAGAAUGAACAAUACAUUUAUUACAGUACUUGUGCAUGUUAGUUAAAGCAAGUUAAUGAGAAUACAGUUGUUCAUUGUGCACUAACUCACAGUGCAUUAAUGCUAACAAGCUUGAAUUUGGAUGAUAAUAAUGGAUUAGUAAAUGUUGAACUAUGAUUAAUAAAUCUUGUAAAAGUAUUGUUCAUAAUUAGCUCAUGUUAGUGAAUACAUUAACUAAUGAAACUGAUUGUAAAGCAUAAUCACUGUCCCUUUAAGUGCUGCAUUUAUCUGAAAUUUGCCUCGUAGGUAAAUGCACUAAAUGCAUGUCUCAAGCACUAUGGACAGGGCAGAUUUAAACAGUAAGCAAGGUGAAAGCGAUGAAUUCUGGGGGCGCC
Danio aesculapii is the source of this 1867-nucleotide messenger RNA. RefSeq names its product family with sequence similarity 169 member B (gene fam169b). Lineage: Eukaryota; Metazoa; Chordata; Actinopteri; Cypriniformes; Danionidae. The transcript is spliced from 9 exons. Bases 137 to 913 code for a protein of 258 amino acids. The record is from RefSeq and is a predicted model, not a curated record.